Rotaria sordida is the source of this 5796-nucleotide messenger RNA. NCBI's taxonomy places the organism in Eukaryota, Metazoa, Rotifera, Eurotatoria, Philodinida, Philodinidae. The record is from the annotation of a GenBank genome assembly.
AUGAUUAAAGAAUGGAAACGUGAUAUUGACGCCCGACGAGAUGAAACAAGAAACUAUUUAAUUUUAGGCGAAGAUACUCUGGAAGUACGAGAUGAUGAAACACAGAUUGAAAUCGUAGGUAAUGAAAUUCCAACAAGUCCAAUUAAAACGAAAGUUACAAGAGUCCCACCUGUAACUGCAACCAAUUCGAUUUUAUUUCCCACAAGACAGGAUAUCGUUAAACAAUUUACGCUAAAUAUACAGCAAAAAUAUGCUUUUAUAAUUGUUACUAGUCACUUAGAUGGUGAACAUUAUACUUAUACCGAUACUAUCGAUAAUCAGUUAUUGAUGUGUAUACCUGGCUGUGGUGGCACUGGAAAAUCUCAGUUGAUUCGUGCACUCACCAAGUAUUUCCAACUAACAAAACGGGGCAAGAUGUUGCGUAAACUGGCGCCAACAUCUAUAGCAGCAGCUGAGAUUGACAGAUUAACUAUCCAUUCAUUUUUAGGUGAAAGUCGCAAAAACACUAAAAAGAAACAAACCCGUACAUUUAGACCUGGUGAUAUGAAAUUAGAAAAUGAAUGGCGUCAUAUGAAGCACUUGAUAAUCGAUGAGAUGAGCAUGGUAGGACUUUAGUCUCUUAGCUCGUCUAAAUCGAAUAGUCAAAACAGCGAAGCACAUAAAUUCUGAGAUACCUUUUGGUGGUGUCAAUGUCAUUUUCUUCGGCGACUACCUUCAAUAUUCUCCUGUUUUGGACAAGCCUCUCUAUUGUAGCAGCACACCGAUACAGCAAGUUACAGAACGUCAGAUAGAUAUGUCGUGUGCACAGUAGCUUAUGUCUGAAAUAAACUUCGUUGUUGAAUUAACUCAGCAAAUGCGAACCGAAGACAUAAGAUAUUUGGAGUUUUUAAAUAGAUUAAGACAUGGACAAUCGACAAUAGAAGAUUACCAACUUCUGUGUACGAGAGUUAUAGAAAAUCCAAAACUUCAACUGUCUCUAUAACAAAAGCCAUGGAACGAAAUAUGCACACUCAUUUUCUCUGCGUGUCAAAUUACUUUUCUUUUAAUAGGCUCCAAUACUGGUUUUUCGGAAUACGCUACGCACUCAGAUUAACAAUAGAGCUGUCUUAAAUAAAACAAUGAAAUGAGACUUACCCCAAUUGUAUGCAUUGCUCAAGAUUAUAUUCAAGAAAAACUGUGGAUGAUAUACGAUUACGUCAAGCAAUACUUGAACUACCUGACAAUAAAACAGAACAUCUUCCAGAGUAUUUACCUCUCGUACCAGGAAUGCCAGUUUUACUCACAGAAAACGUCGCUAGUGAGAUCAGACUCUCCAACGGUACACGUGGAAUCUUUCGUUGAUUUGUAUACGAUGAAUCACCAGAAGAUGUUCGAUACCAGGAUAAGAAUUUUCCACCAAAUACCAAGUUUAUAACGCAACCAAAGUACGCUUUGGUAGAAUUUCCUGGUUGCAAACUUGAUGACAAACUUCCUGAACUGCAAUCCAAGAUAGUUCCUAUAGCUAUUAGUGAACAAACAUUCUUGUUUGAUGCCAGGGAACUUCUUCCAGAAAAUGUAUCGAAAGCGGCCAAAAUAAACAAGAAAACAACAAAACUCUCGGUUAAACGUAAAGCACUUCCGCUUAUACCCGCAUAUAGCAUGACAACGUAUAAAAGCCAAGGCCAAACACUCGGUAAAAUUAUCGUCGAUCUGGUGAUGCCGUCUGACCCAAUCGAACUCGCAUCGAUUUAUGUUCCAUUAUCUCGUGUAAAGAGACUUGACGAUUUACUAAUUAUACGUUCAUUUGAAUGCAACACUUCAAGUUAAACCAUCAACGGCACAAAUAGAAGAACUUAAACGAUUAGAUAGAAUAGCACAAAAUACUCGGAAACGUUUUCAAUUCAUUGUUUAAAACAACAACAUCUGAAGAGUGCCGUGAUGUUCAGAAAAACCACCUAACGCAUAAAAAACUAUACAUUGCAUGCUCGAAAUUUGUGCGUUUUACAGUUCUCGCCCAUAGAUCAUUUUGUAAAACUUGUACGAAACGCUAUUUCAAAUAAAAGCCAUAAAGACAAAAGAGAAUGAAAAGAAUUUGAACUAUGCAAACGAACCGUAUUGAUAGAAAGUCACUAUCGCUUGCGCAUUCAACCGACAUCCCAAGCAGCAUUUGACAGCUAUCCACUACAACACAAGCUAUAUAUGACACACGGCAUAUAAGAAAACUUUUUAAGUAACUAUUUCAGAGAAUAAUAGCAGUGUCAACCAAAUUUUGCUACCAAUAUCUCCGCUAAACUCACAAGUGCACCUUCAUGUGACCUCAUCGUAACAAAACCACGAACUGCAUUGAGGACUAAAGGCAACCGAAUGACCCUCAUUUCAUUCAAUAGACUUUUAUAAACAACUAGUACGGUAGCAUUAACUGCCACACAUCACUAAAACUCACAGAAAAUACCCAACAAUACUGCCCCAACAGGUAUUUCAACCAUACUCAAAUCUAGACUGUCAGUUUCAAACACAAACACGGUGCCUAUUGGUGCAGGAUCCAGUGUGGAUGUCGGUGUCGAUAUGCAUAAGAAUGUUUCAUUCAAUUCCAAAUCCAAACACACACCCACAUUCCAACCCAUCCAAACGCACCGAACACCCGCACCCACAUCCACACACACUCCCAGACUCACAUCCAAACUCAACUCACUCCCACACUCGUCACACCCACACCCUCACCCUCAGCCUCAUCCUCACCCACACCCACACCAACACCCACAUGCACACCCCCACAUACACGCCCACACCAACUUGAAAACCUAUGCUUGGUCCAAAUCUUAACUCACAAAAUAUCAUUAGCGCAUAGCGAAACUGUAAAAAAAGCUAUGAUUCAUCCAAUUGGUCACUCUCGAAAUCUCAUUGGUGCAUGGCCAAACCGAGAAAACCCAUGAUUAGUUCAAAUGGACUCUCAAAAUCUAAUUGGUGCAUGGCCAAACCGUGAAUACCUACGAUUGCCCCAAAUGGCCACUCUCGAAAUCUCAUGGGUGCAUAGCCAAACUGUGAAAAUUUUUGAUUGGUCCAAAUGGCCACUCUCGAAAUCUCAUGGGUGCAUAGCCAAACUGUGAAAACCUAUGAUUGCUUCAAAUGGCCACUCUUGAAAUCUCAUUGGUGCAUAGCCAAACUGUGAAAACCUAUGAUUGGCUGAAAAUCUGUCACCUGAAAUCUGAUUGGUUGGAAUGCAGACAUCUGAUUUGUCGGGGAAGGGGGGAGGGUAAGGACUCUAUACUAAUCGAUUGGGUGAGGUGAAGAUCUGUUGUAAGAUCGAUGAUGUUGUAGGUGAAAAAAACAUUUUUUUGCUCUGUGCGAACGAACGAACGUACGAACGAAGUUAUGAACAUACGAACCUUGCUCGGUGUAUGACCCUCCUUUCAGUUGAGGGAAUAAACAAAUUGUUAGAUUAUCAACUUUUUUAUUCCAUCCUGGACUUUUUGCGCGAAUCGGUCUCGAAUACUUGUAUCUGUCACAUAUUGUUCACUACUACUACUGCAGCCUGGAAAUUUCCGCGGAUUAGUCAUCGACACAUAGUGAGCAAAUAAUAUGUGAUUUCGUGAGGACUCUUCCAUUAGGUGUCCAAUUAGCUAACGGUGAAUAGAUAAAUACUGAACAAAGGCUGCUCGAUAAAGAUACUUUUCACGCCCAUUUUCAUAACGAUCGCAUGCACGAAGAAUAAAUCGCUCCAUAACUAAACGACUUGUGUCCUUCUCUUCGGGCGUGUACCUAUCAGACUCUUUCGAGCAAAAGAAAAGGCUCUUCAGAUUGAUUGAUCCGACAAUACGUCGACCAAAAUUGUCAUGCAAAUAGUCAAGCACAGUUUGAUAUGGAUCAAGUGGUACAAUAUACUCAUCGAGAUCGAUUGCACCUAACCAUUCUGACUAAUCACCAUAGCGAAUCAGACAAUCAUGCAAGGCUUGCAUCUGAAAGUAUCGUAUUGGCAAAACGUCUAUCAGAGCAAGAGAUGAGAAAUUCCAUUGAACAACGUCAACUAGAUUUGGAUAUUUCCUAUUGAUAGUCGUCACAACAGAUGACAAGUGUUGAUGGGUGUCGGUUGUGUUGUAUAUGACAAACUUUCGAAAACCGACCAAUCGAUGGAAUUCUAUCCAUUGAGUUAAAUAUUCAGCUCCAUUGUGCAGUCGUGAAGUGUAUAAUGUUAAUGAUUCCUGGCUAGAAUUCGAUGGAUACACUGAAGGCAUUGGUGCAUGAAUAAAUGCUUUCAGAAUGGGUAUAUUUCGAUCUUUGUCUGUUGUUGAAGCGAGAUGUACUCGCAAUGUUCGAUUGUAUUUCCAUAAUUGAUCACUAGCAAACGAACUGAGUGAACAGUCGAGAAGAGAUACACGUUCAGUGUCAUAGUGCAUAUUGAAACUAUAUGCCGGCGUCACUGAUCUAUCAUUAAAAAUGCACCACAAGCUCAAUUGAUCAGGAGAGAUCGGCCGUGCUGAAUUCUUUUUCGGUAAGACAGCUGUCACAUCAGUAGCAUAGACCAUUAUGAAAGUUGCGCUUACACCAUACCGUACACGACUUGCACUAGCACUGAGUACAAGCAAAUGACCAUCAGUUGAUAGACAUGGCACCAUCGGUAUGUUGUCAUCAACAGCUUUAGACCAGGUAGCAAUCAUAGUAGCCAUAUCUUGAAGACGAACUUGCUCAUCAUAUGUGUGCCCAACCCAGGUCAAAAAAUCCGACGACGGAUCCGAUCGGACUCGAAAACCGACAAAAAUCCGAUCGGAAUCCGGGUUGCAGAAUUCCGAUCGGAUCUUAUAAUCGGAUGCUCAUACGUUUCAGAUAAUUUCCGAUUGUUGAAAUCCCCCUUUAUUCCGACUGUCGGAUUCCGAUCGAAUUUUUACAGGAUUCUAUCAAUCUUUAAAUCUGUGAUCGAUCUUAUGUAUUAUGAUAAUGUUUGGAAUCUAAAUUUUACCGUAGGUGUGGCGGAAGGGUCGUAUGAAGUGAGCCAAAGUUGGCGUGAGCCAAAGUAGAGUCCAUUACUCCAUACUAUACCCACUGUAAAUAUAUAGUACUCUAGCAUCGGAAGUAUCUUUCCCACAACAGAACAAUACUACUCACAACUCAGAAGUGCUAUUCCCAAAACAGAACAAAAGUAUUCGCUACCCGGGAGUAUCAUUCCCAUAACAGAACAAAGGUACUCACUACCCGGAAAUGCUAUUACCAAAACACAACAAUGGUACUUACAACCCGGAAGUACUAUUUCUAAAACCGAACAAAAAUACUCACUACCCGUAAGUGUCAUUCCCAUAACAGAACAAAAGCACUUCCGGGUAGUGAGUACUUUUGUUCUGUUAUGGGAAUGAUACUUCCGGGUAGUGAGUACCUUUGUUCAGUUUUGGGAAUAGAAGUUCCGGGUAGUGAGUACCUUUGUUCCGUUAUGCGAAUAGCACUUCCGGGUAGAUGAGUAUGUUUGUUCUGUGUUGGGAAUGACACUUCCGGGUUGUGAGUAUUAUUGUUUUGUUUUGGGAAAACGGUUGGAUGACGGUGAAGUAACGGCUCGCAUUUUGAUUGAUUCAUUUUCCCUAUAUGAAGUGAACCACAAUUUUCUGGUUAGCAUGUUUGGCUCACUUCACACGACCGCCCAAACAUGACUGGGUGUAGUCCUUAUAAUAAGCAAAAAACGUCCUCCUGAAAUCUGAUUGGUCGAUUUUAUUGGCCAAUCAGAUUGAGAGAUUCUAGUUCUCAGCUAUAGAUAAGGAGGGGCCCCAUAAAUAUACCCCUCAUCUGCUAGAGCGUCCUCGAUAACCAUAGGAUCGGUCCGAACAUGACUAGGUG